GAGGCGGGGGACACGUGGGAGACGGUGUAAGGAAGGAACUUCCAUUCCAUCCAUCGUCGUCGUCAAACCCUAUCUUGCUUCGCAUUCGCCUCUUCUCAAUCACUCUGCCCCCAAUUAUUCCUAACCCUAACCCUAAAACCGAAGCUUCUCAUGAAAUUCCCUGCGCUAAACUCCACGCUUUCAGAAUCAGGUUCGAUUCCCUAACCCUUCACAAAUACCUUUCGUCUCUUUGCAGUUUUCCAUGGAGGGCUCUGCAGAGGAUCUCGGAGCCCCCGAGUCAUGGGAGGUCGCUGAUUUGGACGAGUCCAUGAACCGCUUAAACCUGAUGCUCUCUUCCAACAAAGAUUCUAACCCUCACGCCGACGAUGCUCCUCCGCCACCGCCACCUCCUCCGCCUCCUUCCUCCAGUGGCGACACGGUUUCCGACGACAUCGUCAAUCAGGUUGAUCAGUUCCUUCGCGAAGCCAUUCAGAACCCUCGCGAACGCCUUUCAAUUUUGAGGAUGGAGCAAGAUGUUGAGAAUUUUAUUCGCGAUCCUACUCAACAGAAGCUUGAAUUUAAGCAGCUUCCAACAUCCUAUUUAAGGUUGGCUGCACACCGGGUGGCUCAGCACUACUCAUUGCAGUCAAUGGUUUUACUGGAUAGUAGUUUACCAGAUGGCUCUGGGUCAAGAAUUAUCGUUAGUAAAGCCCCUGAAUGUAAGCUUCCAGCUAUUCGCCUUGCAGACAUCCCAGUAAAAUUAUCUACAGAAAACAAUGCUGUCAUGAAGGUUGCAAUCAAACAGAGGCCGCAGAAGCGGACACAGAUUCAUAGCAAUGCAAAUUCAAACUCCGUGAAGAAUAAUAACUCUAAAAGUGUGGAAGAGAGAAAAGAGGAAUACAAUAGGGCUCGAGCUAGAAUUUUCAGUUCAAGCAAUAAUGGUGGUACUGUAGGUGGGAAGCCAGAGUGUGAGACAAGGCAGCAGGAUAUCUCAUUGCAUGGCUCCUUGGGGGUUCCUCGAGUGGAAGAUAAAUCUGCUUCUGUAUCAGAUGUCACUUCCAGUAGGGGGUUGGUUGAGUCUUCAACUAAUAGCAGUUGGGGGUUGGUUGAGUCUUCAACUAAUACCAGUAGGACUAGAAGUAGGAUGGAGAAGGAGCCAGUUGGUAGGUACAGGCAAAGUAAUAGGGUGGCUAUAUUUCGUGACCGUGAGGUCGACCGCAAGGAUCCUGAUUAUGACAGGAGCUAUGAUAGGUAUAUGCAAAGAUUUGAUCCUGGAUUUGGGUUCAAUGGAGGAUCAUAUGCAAUGCAGCCAAUGUAUACAGCAGUAUUAAAUUACAACACUGAGUUUCCACAGCUUGGAUCCACUCAUAGACCCCAGCUUUCUACUGAACACCAACCACGACCUCUUCCGCAGCAUAUACCUGGGCCAUGGGCUGCACAAUCAACACCUGCUGGAAUUGGAUAUGGACAUCCCGAGACCAUGAUGCCACCAUUUAGUCCUAAUCAAGUUGGUGCACACUCCUCGUCAGCCAUGUAUCUGCAUUCGUCUCAGUAUCCUUGUCAGCGCCCUGGAAUGCCUUUUAUCCAUCAUGAACAUGUUCACCAACCCUUUGCACAGUCUCAUCAGCCCCCACCUGAUGCAAGUUUUGGAUUGGCCCGGCCCCGUUGAGGGGCAUGGGCCAUGCCUGCACCCGAUCAGCCAGAGGUAUAAGAUGUAAAGAUCAUGGGCUGCUGCAGCACCAAAUUUCUUUUAGCUGAUUGGAGUGCAGGCAUUUAGGCCGAGGUUGGCUGGAAUGGAUUUGUGUAUUUCUCAAAGUUCAACACACCAGCAUUGAUCUGUCCCUCCAAUCUCGGUUUUGCAAGGAUGCUUCCUGCAUCUUCCACCAGUCCAUAACCGUGUCUCUUGUGGACAUUUGAAUUUUUAGAGGAGCUUUUAGAGCAUAUAUACGGUUGUUCAUGAAGAAAAGUGAAUUGAGGACCUAUUCACAGGAAUUGGAACCGAAGAAGUUUGUGCUUGACUUGGAUGAAGAUUUCUAUUUCCUAUGCUAUGGUCUCUUUCAGCGUGUUUCAAAUCGUCUAUAGACACUGUUGCCGAUCCUCCCUCUGUUGUGUCAUCAUUUUGCUCCCUCAAUAGCUAAAGGGGUUUCAGUUAAAGUGCUCAGUCCGUCAUUUGUCUCGAGGUUGAAGCAACAUUUGAUGCUGCUGGGAUUUAACUGAAUUUUCCAAGCUCUAGUCUCUAGUCGCUAUCGCCAUAUACUUUACAAUAUGGUCUGGUGAAUUAUCCUUGACCUCAUGUAUAAUACAUUACUAACUAUAGAUUUGAGAUUGUAUAUUUAACUCAGUUCUAACAUUUCUUUAUCCGCAUUUCCUUAUUGGCUUCAUAUAUAUUAUCAAAAUCUCAAGCUUAAUGUUGCAUA
This is a messenger RNA of Cajanus cajan (pigeon pea), 2396 nucleotides long. RefSeq lists its product as uncharacterized. The record is from RefSeq and is a predicted model, not a curated record. Gene Ontology annotation, molecular function: nucleic acid binding. Lineage: Eukaryota; Viridiplantae; Streptophyta; Magnoliopsida; Fabales; Fabaceae.